Messenger RNA from Telopea speciosissima, 3033 nucleotides. RefSeq lists its product as uncharacterized. The transcript has 6 exons. Lineage: Eukaryota; Viridiplantae; Streptophyta; Magnoliopsida; Proteales; Proteaceae. Bases 1 to 3033 code for a protein of 1010 amino acids. The record is from RefSeq and is a predicted model, not a curated record.
AUGUUAGCAGCCCCUUCUCAGGGUUUUACGUUAGGGUUUAUGGUGGAGCCGCCUCUGCCGGAGGCGCGGCGGCCUCCUGCGGCACCUUCUUUUGCCACGGUGGUGGCUAGGAAUUCUACGGUGGUUGCCCCUCAAUUUCCGGUGAAAGCCCCGUCCUCCCAUCUAGGGGCUCCUGCGAUCUUUUUUCUGAAGAGGAAAUUCGAUGCUCUGAGGAACCACUUCGGCUGUGGGGAAAGUGUGUGUGGGGAGUGCGUUGUGGCGGGGAAGGAGUUGAUUACAGGUGGAAGGGAGAAGGAGGUGGCUCCAGGUGGAGGUGGGGCGCGCAUCGAAGCUAGGGAUGUUGGGCGUUGGGAAGGGGCUAGUGAGAAGGAUGGCUCUGAGGAAGGGGAGAUUUUCCAGAACUGGAAUGACUCGCCAGGCAAGAUGAUCACAGCCAUGCAAGUGGUGGGGCAGGGCUGCAACGAAGGAGUUGGGUUUUUUAAAAGCACUGUGGAUGACCUUGUACUCAUUAAGGCACGCUUGGAGAGGGAUCGGUUUGCAUCGAUUGAGGAGCUGCGUAAUGCCAGUAGGGGAUUCGAUGGGAAACUCCAGGCGCUGGUUGCUCGGGUGGAGGGGGAGGGAGGAACUGAUGUAGUCGGGGUUGAUGCAGCACAAGCAAAGAAGCGGAAGGGCCUAGGAAAUAAGCCCUCGCUGAGACGGUUGAAGUCUUUGAUUCUUUCUUCAAAUAUUGAUGUGGUGGGUAUUGCAGAACCAAAAAUCCCCUUCAGCAGGGCUACCCGAAUCAUGAGAAAGCUGGGCAUGUCUGGUGUGCUGUCUAAUGGUGAUGAAAAUGGCAAUAGAAUUAGGGUGCUCUGGUGGCAAGGGGUGGAGCUGGAAUUGGUUAGAGGACAUGAGCAAGCUGCCACGGUGAGGUGUAGGUGCGGUAAUGACAGCUUUGUGGUGAUUUCCUUUGUACAUGCGCUCUGUGUGGCCAGUGAGCGUCGUGCCCUGUGGGCAGAAUUGAUAGGGCUGGAGGUGCCAUUGGACACGGCUUGGACGGUGUGUGGCGACAUCAAUGCUAUUCUUGAUCCAUCAGAGAAGGUUGGGGGCAGGCAUGUAUGCGCAGUCUCUAUGGAGGAGUUCGGCAGUUUUGUAAACCAGGUUGCAUUGGUUGAUGGAGGAUAUCAGGGGAACGCCUUCACAUGGUCAAAUAACCAGGAGGGGGGUGGAAAGAUUCUUGCACGCCUGGAUAGAUUUUUUCUUAAUGAUACUUGGGUUAACUCUUUUGCUUACAGCUCUGUGAAGCAUCUCAGUCGGGAAUGCUCGGACCAUGCUCUAAUUCUUUUGGAUUUUAAGACCCAGGCGUCUGGAAUAAUUUCCUCUUUCAAGUUCCAGCAGAUGUGGCUGUCGCACCCUGAUUUUAUGGAGUGUGUUCGGCUUUGUUGGGGGAAGCAGGUACAGGGUACUCCAUUGCAGAUUCUUUACUUGAAGCUAAAGAGCCUUCAAUCACGGCUGAGGGCUUGGAACAAAGUAGUCUUUGGCAAUAUCCACCAAAAUGCCAGGGCGGCGGAGGACAGUGUUUGCAAAGUGGAGAUAGAACCGGAGCAGAACCCCACUGAAGAGACGAGGAGGAACUUGUUGGAAUCCAAGAAAGUGUUGCAGGAGGUGCUUCUUCAAGAAGAAAUAUUUUGGCGGCAAAAGUCGAGGGUGCAAUGGCUUAAGGAGGGGGAGAGUAAUACUAAAUUCUUUCACACUAUGGUGAAUUUUCGCAGGGGAAUUGGAAGGGUGGAUAAAGUUAAGGAUGGGAAUGGUGUUUGGGUCCAUGGGCAGGAGGACGUGGGGAGGGAGGCAGCCCGGUUUUUUGUAGGGUUAUUUAUGGCCCAAAAUCGUCGACGAGAUGAGGACCUUUUGGAUCUUAUUCCAAGACUGGUUACGGAUGCUGACAAUGAAAUGCUAAUGAUGGUUCCCCCUAUGGAGGAGGUUAGGAAGGCGGUGUUCGGGUUGUCUUGUGAUAGUGCCCCAGGCCCUAAUGGGUUCACAGGGCAUUUCUUUAUGGCAUGCUGGGAUAUAGUAGGAGAGGACGUUGGGCGUGCAGUGAGGGAUUUUUUUAUAGGAGGCAGGCUGCCGAGGGGUUACACAUCGGCAAACCUGGUGCUAAUUCCCAAAAAGGAGUACCCGGAGGUAAUUUUGGAUUUUUGUCCUAUAUGUUUAUGCAAUUUUGCUAAUAAAAUAAUGGCUAAAAUAAUCUCAAGUAGGAUAGCUUUGGUUCUGCCUAAUAUCAUCUCCGAGGAGCAAGGAGCUUUUGUGCAGGGUAGGUGUAUUCAUGAUCAUAUUGCUCUGGUUCAAGAAGUGGUUCAGGACAUUAACAGGGACACCAGGGGUAGUAACGUGCUACUUAAGCUGGAUAUGGCUAAGGCUUACGACAGAGAGGAGGAGGAGUUUGGUUGCUUUGUCAAUAAUGCAGGGCUGUUGGAUGCUGGUUAUGAGGAGGAGCAAGGAGCAUUUGUGCGGGGCCGUUGUAUCCAUGACAAUAUAGCACUUGGUCAAGAGGUGGUGCAGGAUCUGAAUAGGAAAACUAGAGGAGGCAAUGUAAUUCUUAAGCCAGAAAUGGCCAAGGCUUAUAACAGGAUGGAGUGGAGUUUUCUCUACUUAGUACUGGAAAGAUAUGAGGUUUCCUCAAGGCAGUUGGUUAACAGACAGAAGAGCUGCUUCAUUAUGAGCCAUAAGACCUCUGAGGCCAGAGUGCGAAUGGUAGGGAGCACUACAGGUUUUGUCAGGCGUUCUCUUCCUCUUAUAUACCUAGGGGUUCCCCUUUUUACAGGAAGAGUAAGGGUGAGUUUCUUUGAUGAGCUGUUGGGGACGGUAAGAAGCAAGAUCGUAGGUUGGCAAGGAAGGCUUCUAUCUGCAGGUGGGCAUGUUACACUGCUCAGACAUGUUUUGCCAUCGAUGCCAAUACAUGUUAUUGCUUCAGUGGACUUGCCUAGAGCUAUUAUUAACAAAUUUUUUGGUAUCUGUGCGGAUUUCUUGUGGGGGAAUUCGGACUGGGGUAAAUGA